Molecule: messenger RNA, 2028 nt
Organism: Kwoniella botswanensis
Lineage: Eukaryota; Fungi; Basidiomycota; Tremellomycetes; Tremellales; Cryptococcaceae
Exons: 3
Coding region: 1-2028 (675 amino acids)
Source: RefSeq, a predicted model, not a curated record
AUGAUGCAAAUGUCAAACAGACAACAGGGUGUUGAUCAAGUUGGUGCUGGCACAGUGACAGCAUCAUCUUGGUCAGCUUCAUCUUGCACUUCAACUUCUACUUCUACCGUUGGCGACUCAAGAGAUCGACCCCAAUUGAGUAUUCAAAUUCAUUCCAAACAUUCAUUCGAUUCUCAUUCUGGUCCUCCAUCUUAUCGAUAUUCAACUACACCUUCUCCUUCUAUCCCCGCUUCAUCUAGAGACAGUAUCAAUUCCAAUUCAACGAGACUUCAAACACCUAUCAAUCAUUCUCAACAUCAUCAUCCUUCUUCGUCUUCGGUUGUAUCUCAAGAAUACUCAAUUACAGAUCCUUUCCAAACCAAUUCCCAUUCAAAAAUGACGACUACCGCCACUCAGCUACCUCAAUACAAUAACACAUGUACGUUUACAGAUACGCACUCAACCCCUCAUCAUCAACCUUACCAUCUCCCGAUCGAUUACAUGCACGAGACACCCAAUCAAUAUGGGCACACGUACGAUCAAUCGAUGUUACACAAUCAACAACACCUUGGUGUCCAAGGGUGGGAAUCUAUGAUUUCACCUUUCACCAUCAACCCUCAACUCAUGGAACCAUCGCCUUGUCGUAGUCUUAGUCCUGAGUCCAAUGUCUCUUGUUCCCCUGCGAUCAUCGCCACUGAAGAGGUUCCUCCCCAUCCUCCUUCUACCGCUACUUCUGCAACCCAAAUCGCACCUCGCAUGGUAAUUACCAAGUCCAAUACCCCUUCUUCGACUGUUGAAUGGUAUGAUGGACCUUCCGGAUGGAUUCGAUCAGUCGCUGAAUCACAUAAACAGAGAAGAGAAUCUUACUUGGCCAAUCCCAAAGCAUGGCCAAAAGGUGAAGGUGAACCUAAGGAAUUACAACCCCUCACGGAUCAUUGUCGAUUCCCUCAUCUUUGGGAAGUCGAACAAGCCAGAAAGGAUCUGACUGAAGAUGCAGUAGUGGCAAAGUUGAUGAAGAAAUCUGAAGCGACUAUUGCAAAGGAAUUUGCAAGGUGUCAAAAAGCCGGAGAAGAAUUCAAACCACCUAGACCCAUGAACAGCGCAAUGGCUUUUGCCGAUUUCCGAAGACCUCAAUGGGGGGAUAUGUACUCUGAUAUGAAGACUGGCUCGAUCUCCACCUGGUUAUCUGCCGAGUGGCGAGCAUUGAAAGACCUUAGACCGGAAGAAUUCGAAUGGUGGACAAGAGUUUCGAAGAAGUAUUGGGACAAGUAUGUCGAAGAUUACGAUUACAAGUUUACUCGAGCCCCCAAUGGAGAAGGGAAAGGUUCCAAGAAGAGAAAAGCCAAAGCGAAGGAGAAUGCUGCAAGGGAAAAAGCAAUUAGAUUGUCUAAUGAGGCUGCUCGACGAUCUUCUAGACGUUCAACUUCGACUAGGGGUAGCUUAGCACCUCCGAUGAACAUCAUCUUACCUGAGCAAAACCAUCACUCGGAUCAAUAUCAACCAUUUGGAAGUCCCAACGUACUUGGUUUAAGUGGUAUGCCCGCACACCACCUGACUCCCACUGCCACACUCACUCCCACGCACAACGGCCAGAUCGCCUAUGCUACUGGAUAUUUUGAUGGAUACACUUUCCCUAUGACUGAGGGAUCGAGAACACCCUCUCCACCUCAGUUACUUACUCCGCUUGAAGCUCCUCACUCAUCCCAUGGAUCCCAUGGUCAUCACUCUCACUCACCAGGUCCAAGCCCGUAUGCCCAAGCAGCGUACUUUUACCCCACCCAAGCUCAGAUGAAUUACGCCCAUCAACAGGCUCAACAACAACAACUACACCAACACCAACAACAACCGCACCAUCACCAGCAACAGCUUCAGCUGAAUUACUGUCACAACGCUCCUCAUACUGGUUAUUACCAACCUGCCCCACCUCCUACAGCCCACGAGUACUACACUCAUCAUCAACCCCCUGCACAACACCUACAUCAACAAAUUGGUACGAUAGGCCAUCACAUACCUACCCUGGCACCUCAUAAUGUCCCUUCACCGCAAUAG